Xenopus tropicalis (tropical clawed frog) is the source of this 1562-nucleotide messenger RNA. Its product is annotated as SLAM family member 9. The record is from RefSeq and is a predicted model, not a curated record. Gene Ontology annotation, cellular component: membrane. The transcript is spliced from 7 exons. Lineage: Eukaryota; Metazoa; Chordata; Amphibia; Anura; Pipidae. The coding region runs from base 133 to 921 and encodes 262 amino acids.
GCACAGGAUUUUAGUUGUAUGUCCCUGUUGGAAUCAGGACUGACAGAGCCCUAGUACUGAUCCCCCUCUGGGUGUGAGGCUGCGGGAGUUGCACAUAGAAAUCCUGUAUAAAGAGGGAGAAGCAGAAGGAAAAUGGUUCCUCUGUACCGGAGCCUCAUGCUCUUUAUUCUGCUGAAAUGUAUUUUCCCAGAAAUGGAUGGGUUCCUCAGUCGGGCCAGUGGUUCCACAAUAGAUUGGGAGAAUCUGUGCUACAGUGAAAUAGAAAUAAAAGCCGGAGUAGGAGGAGAUGUGAUUCUACCAGUGAACAGACUGCAGACCGGAGCUUUUACUUGGCGACAUGAUAAUGGGCACAUCUUCUUGAAACUUGCUGAAACAGAACCAGGUGAAAAGAUAUGGGGCAUAGAGGAGCCAUUCACUGGGAGACUGAGCAGCACAGAGAAUGGCUCUUUAAUCAUCACUAAUGUAACCAUGAAGGACCCACCAUCCUACUUUAAAUGGUCAGAAGGGCCUGAGUGUAUCCAGAAGUAUUUUGUACGGGUUUACAAACCAGUAAAAGCUGAAGAUAUCCUGAUCCAUCACAAUGUCACUGGAAUGGGAACGUGUAACAUUACCCUGACCUGUGCCGUGGCCCAACCAGAAGUGACCAUCUCUUGGGAUGUAACCAAUCAGAUCGGCACAGAGGCGGAAGGAGACACUCUUCACAUCUAUAAUGUAGUUACAAAUGUUACUUACAGUUGUACAGCACGGAAUCCCAUCAGCAGGGCCUCCAGAUCUAUAAAUCCCUGGGAUCUCUGUUAUAAAGGAGCAGAGCCAGAGGGACCGAGACCUGCAACUGUUGCACCUUUCAGUGAGAAUGCGUUGGAAGAGAAUCAGAUCAUGAAAGACCAGGGUGUCCCACAUCCAGAUCUGGGAAAGAUUUAAAAACAUCUUCAGAAGGUAAAACAAAAGGAAAACAGACAGUACAGAAAGGUUCCACAGCCACAAAUACCAGUUUUACACAGUAAUUGUACAAUAAUUGCUAAUUGCAGACAACAGUGAAAUGAUCAGUAGUGCCCCUUACUCAUUCUCUCUCAUUGGGGUCAGGCCCCUUAUAGAGGGAAAAUAAAUGUACCUAAAUAUAAACGAAUCAGCCCUAUGUGAUGUACUAGUGCAACCGGAAUUUUUGGAACCAAGUGACUGAUUCUUGUCUGGUCUCAGCCUUAGAACUGACUGAUUAGAUUCACUUGUAUAUAUGUAUCUACCCACCCACGGCAUGGGAAUAGAUGGCCAACUCUUGACCAGCUCCUACUAAGGUCUCCUUCCAAGAAGCUCCAAGCUACUUUGCAGUCACCUCAGCCUUUAGUUAUUCUUGUUCAUUCAAACUAGAAGUGGAACGGGAGUCAGAGACCAUAAAUAUGUUGCUUCUCUAGAGUUCUGAGUGAGUUACUGGGGAGUUGGUUCUACUCAGGGCCGAAAGCUUGUACCCCAACUCCAAAAGCAAAACAAGAGGGAUAUAAUUAUAUAACAGAAUGUUGGAAUCUUGUUUGUUAUUUAAUAAAACUGUAUUUAUCCUUUAAAAUGUU